AUGAGACAGUUGAUAGAUAAAUCAACGAUGGCUUCGGCUGUCGAACAAUUAGUGAUUGAUCCUCAAUCACGUUUUCUCGAAAUGAAAUCUGUUCAACCGUAUUCAACUACUGAUGAAUAUCUAUAUGCAAUGAAAGAAGAUCUCGCUGAUUGGCUGUCAAAUAUGUAUCCAAACUGGACGCUAAUGACUGCGGAUAACUUUCUUGAAUGUCUAGAAAAUGGUGCUCUUCUUUGUCAUCAUGCGAACAAUGUCAACGAAGCAGCACGUAAAAUGUCGCCAUCGACAUCGACCUUAACAAAUUGUAAAUAUCGUGUGGAUGCUCGUCCUCAAACGUUCACUGCUCGUGAUAAUGUCUCGCAAUUUAUCAAAUGGGCACGACGUGUCGCCGGCGUUCGUGAAGUGCUUAUGUUUGAAUCGGAUGAUUUAAUUUUGCGUAAAAACGAAAAGAACUUCCUCCUAUGUUUACUUGAAAUUGCUCGUUUCGGCGCCAAAUUUGGUGUUAGCGUCCCAGCUAUCAUCAAACUAGAAGAUGAAAUUGAACAAGAAAUAGCACGUGAUAAAGAACAAACGGAGUACAUAUCUGCAAUAGCAUUGUUGCGUUCACAGCGUGAAGAAAACCAUAAACAAACAGACGAACUUCAUCAGACUCAAACUGAUACAACGAAUCAUGAAGUGAUUUCUGAUCGUGACGAUGUCGACGGCAAUGAAGAUGACGGCUCUUCUAAUACAUUCUCGUUAUCAAACUCAACCAAUGCUAAUUGGUUAAAAGAUCGAUUAACUCAUGUGUCCAUAGUUUCGAACGAUGAAGCUGAUAAGACGAAUAGUAAACACAAACAAACUAAUGAAGAAACAUUUGACAGUGUCACAUCUAAUGAAAUAACCACGACAAUGGUGAUGGCAGACGAUAAUUCACCAGUGGACCAGACAUUAACAAGUGAACGAAAGCAUCCUGUCGAGUCACCGGCAUGUUCUUCACAUUUACAUAAAACAGUUGUACAGAUUGCUAAUUCAUGUUGUUGUUCACAACGCUUUCCAGUUAUCCGUAUUGGUGAAGGCAAAUAUCGCAUCGGUGAAAAUGGUACAAUUAUAUUCAUUCGAAUUCUGAGAAAUCAUGUUAUGGUACGUGUCGGCGGUGGUUGGGAUACGCUGGAAAAUUACUUGAAUAAACAUGAUCCAUGCCGACGAUCAAGUGCUCACCGUCGUUCGGAACAUCACCAAUCCCAUAACCAUUCCGAUAUUCCAAUUCUAGCUGUGCCAAACACAAACAUUGCGCCUAGCACACAAAAAACGAAUCCUUUCGGUAAAUCUGUGACAAUCAAAACCGAAGAAUUUCCAUUACCGAAACCGUCUCAGCACGACACAAAUCUAGCUGAUGCUCAACUUGUCAUCACUCGGGGAGCCGAUGGACGUCAUCGUAUUGGGCAAAUAACCUAUCGAAGUGAAGAAGACAUUCUGAAUCAACCUUCAGCAUGCCCUCAUCACCAUACACAUCAGUAUCGAUCGUCACCAACUCCAAAAAUACGGAAUACUCGCAAUAUAGAUCGUCUAACCCCUUCGUCUAUGUAUAGUAAACAAUCAUCGCCAAGCACAGAUCAAGAUUAUUCAUCGUAUACUGAAACAACACCCAGUAAACCAUCUUCUUCGUCAUCAUUGGAUUCGAAAGAUGACUCUUUUGACCAUUCCAUCAAAUCUUUACAUAUAACUUCAGCCGAAAGACAACCUCCUCGAUAUUAUUCACCUAUCGCUAAAUCUCAUACACAACCACUCAAUCAUUUCAACGAACAAACAUCUCGAUUUACAGAAUCUAUCAUUGGUAACAUCGAUGGUGAUGUUUAUUCCACAACUUUGACAUCAACAGGCGACUUCGAUGCACAAGAUAUUGAUGAUAUCAUGUCUGUGAAGAAGAAGUCGACGAAUGAAAAGGACGAAAUCGAUAUGGAUAAUGACAGUUUGGAGAGUAGCGAAGGUGUUCUCGAGGAAAAGAAACCAGUGUCAAAACCAGCACGGAUAAUAUCGACUACACGAAAAUCGACUGCUACUUCAUCAACAGCUUCUUCGGCGCAAAAACAAACAUUGAACCGUCCGCGAUCAGCUUAUAACCGAUAUUCUUCUCGUUCAAAUACGAUGUCCAAUAUCGCUGAUGCUGUGAAAAAAGAGGAGCAAGUUACUAAACCACAACGGAAACCAAUGGUAGUCGCACAACGGUCCCAAUCAUCGGAUCUACUUGAUAAUUCUAAACUUGACCGUGAUUCUGGAUUUGACGAACAAGAUUUCCAUCGGGAACGUUUGCAUUCCAUUGGCGAUGACAAUUCCAGUGUAUCAUCGCUACGAAGUGCGAAGAGCUCUACGCCACGUUUGAGUACACUUGAAUACAAAGAAAACAAGUCUUAUGAAUUGCGAAUGAAGAAAUUAGAAGCGAUACGUGCGUCAACCGAAAAAUUACGACCAAGUCUGAAUUCAUCGUUGAGACGUGGGAGUGAUUUGAUACCUCCAACCCCAUCUUUACAUAAAUAUCGCAAGAAUAGUCAACCUGUUAUCAAUCUUAAACAGCAGCAGCAGCAAAAAUAA
Messenger RNA from Adineta ricciae, 2568 nucleotides. The record is from the annotation of a GenBank genome assembly. NCBI's taxonomy places the organism in Eukaryota, Metazoa, Rotifera, Eurotatoria, Adinetida, Adinetidae.